AGGAAGUGGAUACAAGUUGUGCUCUUGAGCAAGGCAUCGCCACACUCAUGUCAGAGUUGUGAGAAGGAAGACUUCCCUGGGCCAUGCAGAGGACAACGCUGGGCUUCUGGCCAACUUUCCACUUAAAUAAAAGCCCCUCAUCAUGGCCUCCAGUAUGUCACUUCGGGGUUACUCCGUAAGUCGUCAGCCGUCUUUCUCCAGCCGCUCCCUGAUGGAUACUGGCCGCUCCCGCGCCUCCGUCUCGUUCUCCGCCGGCGGCGCCCUGACCCGAUCGGCGUCAAUCAGCCACGACCUCAACGGCCCGGCCGGCCUGCAGCUGAACGGGGUGCACGGCAACAGCACCAACGAGAAAGAGGCCAUGCAGAGUCUCAACAACCGUCUGGCCAAGUACCUGGACAAGGUGCACUCGCUGGAACGCUCCAAUGCCGACCUGGAGAUGAAGAUCAAGCAAGUGAUGAUUGAACGCAUUCCCAAAGGUCACGACAUGGACUCCAUGAUGGCCCAGGCUCAUGCGAUCGAGCAGGAGGUGAGGAAGAAGACCUUGGAAAAUGCUCGUCUCAUGUUGGAAAUUGAUAACGCCAGACUGGCUGCCGAUGACUUCAGGAUCAAAUGGGAGACUGAGCUGGUGAUGUGUCAGUCGGUGGAGCGAGACUGCAUGGCGCUGAAGAAGGCCAAGAGUGACCACGAGCAGAUUAUUGCCUCCCUCAGGGGCGACCUGGACAGCCUAAAAGAGGAACUUUACUUCCUUAGGAAGAACCACGAGGAGGAACUCGAGCAGAUGAAGUCUCGAAUAGCCCGAGAUGAGGUGAACGUGGAGGUGGACUCGGCCCAGGGACCAGAGCUGGGAGCCAUCCUGUCUGAGCUGCGGAUCCAGUACGAGGGCAUUGUCAAGAAAAACAAGGAACAUGCCGAGCACUGGUACCGCAAGAAGCUGGAGACGGUGCAGAAUGAUGUGAAGGAGAGCAAUGAGGCCCUGAGAGGUGCGCAGAGCGAGUUGGUCGAGAGGCAGCGCUUCCUUCAAACACUCGAGGUGGAGCUGGAGAGUUUGCACAAGCAGGUUGCAGCCCUGGAGGGUAACUUGGGUGAGGCGGGUCACAAGUACUCCGCCGAGAUGGAGCGUCUGCAGGUCACCCUGAAUCAGCUGGAAGAAGACCUCUCGCAGCUCCGGCUGGACAUGCAGCGCACCAAGACCGACUACGAGCAGCUGCUGCGCAUCAAACAGAACCUGGAGAUGGAGAUCGCCACCUACAGGCGCCUGCUGGAGGGAGAGGAAAGCAUUAAGGAAGUUCCACCUCCACCAAAAAAAGAGCCCGACGUUCGCACCAGGAAGAUCGUGAAGGUGGUGACGCAGACUAUGGUCAACGGCAAGGUGGUGGACGAAUCCAGCGAGGUGGAGCAAAUCGAGGAGACCAAGAAAUAGGAGGUAGCAUGUGGGAUCCAUUAAUAACAAAAGCAAAAAAAGUAUGUGAGAAAUAUGAUUCAUUACUGGUGGCGUUAUUUGGCUCUCAACAUUCUGCCUUUUGAAAUGUAAUCUAACAUAGCUGUGCAUGCUGUACUAUGCUUAUAUUAUUAGAUUUGUUGGUGAAAAGGGCAGCUGACGAAGCGUUUUACAAAAGAAUACUGUACCUCGAGGAAAUAUUUAUUUCUUAGGGUAUCAAAGUUUACCGUAGUGCACCUAGGACAAGCGCAAGGAUAAUGUUUAAUCAUCCUGUCUUUGUAUUUUGCUCAAUAAAUGUUCACUUACUCUUGA
Phyllopteryx taeniolatus (common seadragon) is the source of this 1750-nucleotide messenger RNA. RefSeq lists its product as uncharacterized. Gene Ontology annotation, molecular function: structural molecule activity. The transcript is spliced from 10 exons. Lineage: Eukaryota; Metazoa; Chordata; Actinopteri; Syngnathiformes; Syngnathidae. Bases 143 to 1420 code for a protein of 425 amino acids. The record is from RefSeq and is a predicted model, not a curated record.